UCCCUACCACACCAAGUUCUCUGUCUCUUAAAUUACAGUUAAUAGUUCUUGGAAUCAAAGUAUACGCAUGGUUUGAGGUGAGCAUGUGAUGGUGCACGUCAGCUCCACACAUCCAGUCGCCCUAGGAAGCCUCUUGAAUCCACAAUCAUCUGUAACGUAACCAGGAUGAGCUAGACGGAUGAGGACAAAACACACAAAGCAAGGGACUUAUACUGCGGGUUACAGAGCCAUGCUGCACUUCCACAAACAGACAGAGAACGCCAACGUAGUUUUUGGGUUGUACCUUCUUCUGUCUGCAAGCUGUGUUUCAUCAAUGAGACAGCAUGUUGUCAACUGCACCAAAACAAAUUACCCGACUGUUCCAUGUCAUUUUCCAUCAGAUACUACAGUCUUGGAUUUGUCCCACAACAGCAUUGAGAAGGUUUUUCGGCAGGAUUUCUCAUCAGUCACAGGACUUAAACAACUCUUUUUACCUUUUAAUAGCAUUAGUUUUUUAGCUAUUGAUGCCUUUCAAGACAAUGUUGACCUGGAGCUCUUGGACAUUUCACACAAUUGCCUAAAUGAGAUAUCAGCACUUCCCAUUGGAAGCUUUUUGGCAAUGAAGGACCUGGAUGUCUCCAACAACAAGUACACUGAAAUCACAUUGGGACAGGAAUUCAAAAAAAUGAAAAACCUUGAGAUUCUCAAACUUGGCUCCCCUCAGAUUUCCUCAUUAAAGGCGAAUACCUUCAGUGAACUUGAAGGUCUCCAGCUGAAAGAGUUUCAUCUCAUUACAGGAGAAAUUAAUGAAUAUGAUGGUGCUUUAACGAAAAUCAGUGGUCUUAAGAAGCUGACUCUAGAGUUAAACAUAUGGGAGCACUUGGAUCUGCUGAAGUCCCUGUUAACUGAUGUUGCCAAUGCCACCGAUGCUCUUAAAAUAAUGAACAUAAAUUUAAUUAAAAGUGGACAUUAUAUUCCUCUGGGCUCUUUCAUGGAAUACUCCCAGAUGAAAACCUUUGUAAUGCAGAAUAUUUCUGCUGAUGGGAAUUAUAUUUCAGAUGUGAUUUUAUUUAUUUUUAGUUCAAACAUUGAAGAAAUUCAAAUAAUUGAUUCUCAUUCUAUUGGCACUUUCACACCAAAAAUCCGUAGGUUUACUAAAAUGAAUCUUAAACGAAUUUAUCUUGAAAACCUUGAUAAUCCACAUUUUAUUAUUUUUUCACCCAUGUCAGAAAUGAAAAAAUUUUUCUCAUAUCUUACACACCUGAUCAUUAUAAAUUGGCAGAUAUUUUAUUUUCCUUGUCUGAUUUCUGAUUCUUUGACCAGCCUGGAGAUUUUGGAUUUGUCAAGAAACCGUUUAAGUGAAUCAGUUGCGUUUCCAAAGUGCCAGGCCCCAUUCCCAAAUGUACGCUCCUUUAUCAUUAACAACAACUUCUUCAAAGACUUAGCUCUUCUUGGAAACGCCACAUCUCACAUGAUAAAGCUUGUCAAUCUCUUAGCCAGUAGCAACAACAUUAUUCUGAAUACAGAAUUUGCCAUAAACUGGACUAAAAGCUUAUUAAAUUUGAAUCUAAGUAUGAAUUUAAUCACGGGUGAUGUUUUUUCUUUCCUCCCUGACAAUCUUGAAGUUCUGGAUUUAAGCUUUAACAGAAUUAGUUCUGUAACUCAUAUUGGAAAAAUGAAAAGACUGCAAGUGGUUCACCUCUCUGGUAAUAACAUCCUCACAUUGGCAGAGAUGGCAUCCUUAUCAUCUGUCAGAGUGUUUCAUGCGGACAGGAACAGAAUUCAGAAAAUUAAUCAACAUUUUUUGGAGACAUUUGCCUUUAAUGAGUUAAAUUUGGGUAAUAAUCCAUUUGUGUGUGACUGUAAUAUAAAGGAUGCUGCUAACUAUUUUGGCAGCACAUCUGCCACUGUAGUUGGGUGGCCCUCUGAGUACACCUGUGACUCUCCAUCUUAUCUCAAUGGCACUGAAAUUCACUUGAUAUCCUUCUCCUUGGCAACCUGCCACCCUGGAUUUACUGCUGUGAUUUCAAUCGUUGUCAUUUUAACAACAGUCAUUGCCUGUGCACUAAUUUACAAAAAAAAUAAACAUUUUGGGUAUCACCACAUUUCUUUUAAUCUUACAUCACAGAAUGACGUUGCAAUCUAAAGUGUGUGGCACUGGCACAGGUAACAGGAUCUGACCUUAACUCUUUGAGGGCUGCAUAUUUUUUCCAAAAAGCAAUGGUUUCACUCAGAAGUCAACAUUAAACGUCUG
Polypterus senegalus (gray bichir) is the source of this 2233-nucleotide messenger RNA. RefSeq names its product toll-like receptor 2 type-2. The coding region runs from base 179 to 2125 and encodes 648 amino acids. Gene Ontology annotation, molecular function: protein binding. The record is from RefSeq and is a predicted model, not a curated record. Lineage: Eukaryota; Metazoa; Chordata; Cladistia; Polypteriformes; Polypteridae. The transcript has 2 exons. Gene Ontology annotation, cellular component: extracellular matrix.